UAUUUUAUUUGUUUAUUUUUUAUAUUAUACUUAUAAAAUUUUAUUUUCAAUUUAAUAAUAUAAAUAUAUGAGAGGAAAGAGAUACGAUCUGGGGAGCCUCUUCAAGAGUGGAUGCUCUCGUCCAGACGUCCGUACGCCGUUCACUUCAUCUUCGUUGUACAAGAAGAGUUUUUUAUCGGAAACGAACGGCGGGAAGCGAAUCAGUGACCGGCAACAGAAUCAGAGAUUUUCUAGCGAGAUUCAGUCACAGAAACUGCUAAAGAUCUUUUCGGAAUGAAAGGAGUUGCUAACUUUGGAUUUGCCGUCUCUUCAGAACUAAGCAUGAAAAGAGAUAAAUGGGAGACCAAAAGUAGUCGUUGAUUUGUUAUAUUAUGUAUAGUGUAGCACAGGAGAAAAUAACUCUUCCUAGCACGAAGGGACCUUUCAUCGGUUGCCAUGGAUACAGUUUCUUGUGCCCCCUGUUUCAUUACGCAAAAGCAGGUUUUCUCUGUUGAUCUGCGGAAGCUGCACCUCUCCUACAAAUACAAUGUUUGGCAUCAAAGAACGCGUUGUUUUCAGAGAAGGCAAGGGUUGCAAGGCACUGUUCUUCUAAGCAACCAUGAGAGAAGUGACCAUUCUUUGGUUGUACCCAAUGCUGGAGACAAAAAAACAAUUCGGAGGUCGGGGAAGAAGGAACAUCACUUAUGGAAAAAGAGGGAUUCUGCUUGUUCAGGACAAAAAGCUCUGAAUCUUGUUCAAACUCAAUCAAUCUGGCAGAUUUCUGGACUUCCAAAUGAAAAGGCUGCCGUUUACGGUGCACUAGAUAAGUGGAUAGCUUGGGAGACUGAAUUCCCAUUAAUUGCUGCAGCAAAGGCUUUGAAAAUAUUGAGGAAGAGGAAUCAGUGGAAACGAGUAAUUCAAGUGGCCAAGUGGCUGUUGAGCAAAGGCCAGGGUGGUACAAUGGCAACAUACGAUGCCCUUCUACUUGCCUUUGACAUGGAAAAAAGGAUAGACGAAGGAGAAACACUAUGGAACAUGAUUUUACAUGCACAUAACCGAUCAAUCUCAAAGAGGCUGUUUUCUAGGAUUAUAUCCUUGUAUUAUCAUAACAAUAUGCCAAAUAAAGUUAUAGAGGUAUUUGCUGAUAUGGAGGAGCUGGGCGUGAAGCCGGAUGAAGAUACUGUGAGAAAAAUUGCAAGAGCCUUUGAGGUAUUAGGUCAAGAGGACAAGCAGAAGUUAUUCUUGAUGAAAUACCAAUCUAAAUGGAAAUACAUCCAUUUUAAGGGGGAGAGGGUUCGUGUGAGAACUUGAUUUAUGGAUAUCAUGUAUUAGCUACUGCUGUUAGAUGGUUUAAUCUAAAUGUAUUUGAUUGGUAAAUGUCCAUACAUUUGAAGGGCAACCUACGAUUUUAUGAAAACUAAAAUUACAGGCUUUUAGAUC
Molecule: messenger RNA, 1419 nt
Organism: Andrographis paniculata
Lineage: Eukaryota; Viridiplantae; Streptophyta; Magnoliopsida; Lamiales; Acanthaceae
Product: pentatricopeptide repeat-containing protein At4g18975, chloroplastic
Exons: 10
Coding region: 436-1290 (284 amino acids)
Molecular function (GO): protein binding
Source: RefSeq, a predicted model, not a curated record